Myiozetetes cayanensis is the source of this 4064-nucleotide messenger RNA. RefSeq names its product mex-3 RNA binding family member C (gene MEX3C). The transcript has 2 exons. Gene Ontology annotation, molecular function: RNA binding. The coding region runs from base 196 to 1578 and encodes 460 amino acids. Lineage: Eukaryota; Metazoa; Chordata; Aves; Passeriformes; Tyrannidae. The record is from RefSeq and is a predicted model, not a curated record.
ACGGGGGAUGAGGGAGACCUGGAGCUGGAGGAGGACGACGAGGACGAGGAGGACCACCUGGUCUCACUGCUGCUGCUCUCCUCGUCUUCCUCGUCCUCCCAGCCACUCCCGCUGCUGCCGGCGCUGGGCUCCGUCCUGCUCCCGCCCGCCUUCGAUUCGCAGGAGGCAUUAUGGGGGGCGCACGAUCCUCAGGGCAUGAUGGCGGCAAUGCUGUCCCACGCUUACGACGGCGGCGGCGCAGUGGGCCUCAGUGGCGAGCAGACGGCACUGCUCCGCCGAAAGAGCGUCAACACCACCGAGUGCGUGCCCGUGCCCAGCUCUGAGCAUGUGGCCGAGAUCGUGGGCCGCCAGGGUUGCAAAAUAAAAGCACUAAGGACCAAGACAAAUACUUACAUUAAGACCCCUGUUCGUGGAGAAGAACCCAUCUUUGUUGUCACUGGACGAAAAGAGGAUGUAGCCAUGACCAAAAGGGAAAUUCUCUCAGCUGCUGAACACUUCUCUAUGAUCAGAGCAUCACGCAACAAGAACGGUCCUGCCCUGGGAGGCCUACCAUGCACCCCUAACCUGCCAGGUCAGAUGACAGUCCAAGUCAGGGUGCCUUACCAUGUAGUUGGGCUGGUGGUUGGACCAAAAGGAGCUACAAUCAAAAGAAUUCAGCAACAGACCCAUACCUACAUAGUCACCCCCAACAGGGACAUGGAGCCAGUCUUCGAAGUCACGGGAAUGCCUGAAGAUGUUGACCGUGCACGUGAGGAGAUAGAGAUACAUAUAGCCAUGCGUACUGGGAGCUACAUCAAGCUGAAUGAAGAGAGUGAUUUCCACUACAACGGUACAGAUGUGAGGUUUGAAGGAGGCACUCUCAGUUCUGCAUGGCUUGCUUCUAACCCUGUCCCUCUUAGCCACACCAGAAUGAUUUCUAAUUAUAUGAAUGACAGUUCCAGCUCCUUGGGAAGUGGCUCCACAGAUUCCUAUUUUGGAAGCAAUAGCUUGGCUGACUUCAGCCCAACGAGUCCUUUCAGCACAGGCAACUUUUGGUUUGGAGAAACACUGCCUUCAGUGAGCACGGAAGACCUUGCGGUUGACUCUCUUGUGUACGACUCCUUACCAAUGCCUUCCCAAACCAUUUGGACUCCUUUUGAACCUGUAAACCCUCUCUCUGGCUUUGGUAGUGACUCUGUUAGUAAUGCCAAGCCUCAAAGCCAAGGGAGCCGACCAUCUACUCCUCGCCUGUCACCCACAUUUCCAGAAAGCCUGGAUCACCCACUGUCUAGGAGAGGGAAGAGUGACCCACCUAGCGCUGGCCACCCAGCAGGCCUUCUCAUCUACAUUCCUGCAUUCUCCAAUGGCACCAACAGCUAUUCAUCUUCCAAUGGUGGCUCCAUGUCCAGCUUGCCUCCUGAGUCGAGACAGAAGCACUACUGCGUGAUCUGCUUUGAGAGUGAAGUAAUUGCAACCCUGGUCCCCUGUGGCCACAAUCUCUUCUGUCUGGAGUGUGCCAACAAAAUCUGUGAAAAGGAUACACCAUUGUGUCCUGUUUGCCAGACAACUGUUACUCAGUCAAUUCAAAUCCACUCUUAAAUAUAUAUAGAUAUUAUUAUAUGUGGACUUUUAAAGACUCUUAAAGGCGUGGGUGUAAUGGUACCCUCUAGUAAACUUUCUAAUGAAUUCUGACUUGGGCUUUCUUGGGAUUAGGCUGAACUUAUACUUUCUCAAAAGCCUGCUUUGGUAACACUAAACCUAAGUGGUCUCUGUCCGGUUCAGUGUAAGCAGAUGGCAUGUUUAGCAGAUACAUCUGGUGUAAUGUUAUGGCACAGUGAGGGGAAGUUUUCAUAAAUUGCACAACAGAAAAAAAACAAACAAACAAAAAAACAAAUUUUGCAGGCUUUUCUAAAAGAUCUCUGUUAAGUGUUUGACUUCUGUGUGCUGGCAGCAAUGAACCUUGUUGUCUAAAUGCAAAAGUACUCAUCUGCCUUGGAGGGUAUGUGGCAUUAUUAAUGUAUCAAACAACACAAUGCUGUCUUCUACCAGUUUUAAAAAACAAGUUUGGGGAAGUAUUUUUUCCUUUGUGUGACAAUUUAUGUCUAAUUCUUCAGCAUUGCAAAUAUCUUUUGUUUUAAAGCAUAGUUUAGUUAUUGAAAUGGAUUGCAUUAUUGGCAGGUUCAGAUAAUAAAUUACAGUAAGAUGGGGAGAGAGAAGCUACCUGACAUACCUCCAUUUUGUCUUUGAUAAAGGCAGUAUGUUCAGAGGAUCAGGACUGUCUCAAUUUGUGAAUUCCUACCCACUGCUUUUCUUAGCGUAAUAUGGAAAAAGUCUGGCUGGUUUCAUCCAUUUAUAGUAAGGGCUUUGGGAUGCACAUACUUUGACUUAUAGUGAUGAUGCUGACAUUCUGUUCAUUAGUCUGAUCAAACUGUUCUUUAAAUACCUUUUGAGAGAGUAUGUAAAAAAUUCAAAGCAUUUUUAUGUUCAAUUCAUGUCUUACUGUAGUGGAUUGACCUUGGCUGGGUGCUGGCUGCCCACCAAGCUGCUCUAUCACUCCCCAACCAGACAGGGGAGAGAGAAUAAGAUGGAAAAUGACUCAUAGGUUGAGAUAAGGCAGUUUCCUAAAGCAGAAGCAAAAGUUUGUGCUCACACAAGCAAAAAGGAAAAUAAGAAGGUUUAUUCUCUACUUCCCAUCAACAGUGAUGUCUGACCACUUCCUAGGAAGCAGGGCUUUCAAAACGCAUAGUGGUUUCUCAGUAGGCAAAUUGUAAACAAUGAAUGCUCUCCCCUUCCUCCUCAUUUCCUUAGCUUUAUACCUGAGCUGAGGUCGUAGGGUAUGGAAUAUCCCUUUGGUUAGUUUGGGUCAACUGACCUGGUUGUGUCCUGUCCCAGGGUCUUGCCCAUGAUUGGGGAAGGAAUGUUACAGUGUGGAUGCUGUGCUCAGCAGUAGCCAAAACACCGAUGUGUUAUCAACACCUUUCUAGCUACCAAUGCAAAGCACAGCAUUGUGAGGGCUACUAUGCAGAAAUGAACUCAAUCUCAGCCAGACCCAAUACACAUAUAUAUUUUAUUUUUAGUAUGAAAAAGGGGUUGUGUAAAUAAAUACCCUUGUAUUAUUCAUGACAGCAGCUGUGACAGUGAUCCUGCAAUCAGUUUACUUAAUUUCAAAACUGUCUUUCCAAAAAGAAAAAGAAAAAAUCCCUUGAAUGAGCUUCUUACAUUUCAACCUGUGGAUGUUUCUAGCUUUUUCAUCCUCAGUACGUUCCCAAAUCUACUAGCAUAUAUUAAAACAGAAAAAACAAACAAACAAAAGACACAAAGAAGAGUUCAAAUGUAUUUUUUUUUUAUUUUUAAAGCAUUAUUAUCCCAAGACAAAAAAAAGAAAUUGUGUAUUGAACUAGUAAAUAUACAGAAAACUUUAUUUCCACUUGAAGAGUUACAUUUCCUAUAAAAGUUUACAAAUAAAUGUUUUUAUUUUAUAAUUUUCAUUAUAAGAGUUGCCUUGAAGGCAUAUUAUGUACUGCAUAAUUUUAUUACUAUAAUUGCUUGUAGAAUGGUUACGUCAGUAUUGAAACCUGAUCUUUAACUGCAGUCUUGUAGAUGUGAAAAAAUGUUCACCAAGUGUGUAUUUUGUUUUAUUGCAUUGUACAUCACAACUAAUAAGCCAAGGAAUCAACAGACAUUAGGUGCGUUUACCACUUCUAUAAACCACAAACUAAGAAUGAUAAACUAUUGAUCUAGCUUAGUAUUUGCUAAUUUUACUACACUCUUUGUUAUGUAUAUGUAGGGAGGUCAUAGGGAUUAUAAAUUCAAUUUUAGUAAAGUUUAAAAAUUAUAUAUUUUAUGAUAAAGGCCCUUUAACUUAUGAUGGCCAAAGCACUGAUAUUAUAUAUUUACUGUAAAGAGAAUUAUGAGAGUUUUAUUUUUCUGAUAUUAAAAGUUACUUAAUAAAGACUUGUUUCCAUUAACUUAAAUGUUUUGCUGUCUUCAUGGUUGUCACUUGGAGCAGCUCAGGGAGGCUGGGGCUGACUGCUAUCCCCCACCCAUCCUGGGGGUUCCUGGUGCUUAGUACUUCAUGUGCAGGG